Messenger RNA from Electrophorus electricus (electric eel), 4284 nucleotides. RefSeq names its product zinc finger protein 512 (gene znf512). The record is from RefSeq and is a predicted model, not a curated record. Gene Ontology annotation, molecular function: zinc ion binding. NCBI's taxonomy places the organism in Eukaryota, Metazoa, Chordata, Actinopteri, Gymnotiformes, Gymnotidae.
GUUUCGGGUAUGAGGUAAUCUCGUGGAGAUUGUUGAUUUUGAAGCUACUGUUAGGGCUGUUUCAGUAAUAUUCACUUGAUGAUCUACUCGCGAAGUUCGCGGUCGGUGUUUCUGUCUGUAUAGCACGCAUUGGUUCGUUGAAAAGCGAGAGCGUCAUACAAGGCACAAUUGAGGGAGACAUUUCAAAGUAGCAAGCUAAUAAUCAAACAAAAAUGGCACGCUUAGGUUAGACGCUUAUCUAAAAUAAAGUACGAUUUCAUUUAAAACACUGAUAUACGUCAGGUAAUUGUUUCUUCGUUGUCGUAUUUGGGGUUUAAAGGCUGACGAUGACAGGACUCGAAACAAUGUUUGUGCUGCACUAGACGGGGUUUCGUGGAUCACUGUGUAAAUCCACAGUUGUGUAUAGCUUACGUUUCGUGAAUUCGUUAUGGAUAUUGUGUUUAGUGGUCUUUGCGCUACUGAAAAACGAAUGCACUUGUGGCCUAUAGCGUAGCGUAGCGCAACAGCAACAUCAUCUUUUGGUACUGAAUACACUACGACUGCCGCGAUUCCAAAGGAAUUUAUUAAUGGAAUUAGCCUCUAAAUGCGAUGUUCAUAUGUAUUUAAGCAGUGGUUCUAUUGCGUGAUCAGACUUUUAUUCUAUGUAUCCCAGUGGUGAGUUGUGAAAGCGCAAGCUCAGGUCAUCCAAGGUAGCUAACAUGUCUGCAAUGUAUGUGCCUAGCAAGAGAAAAACCUCAAGGCCACAGCUGAAGCCCCAAAUGCCAGUCUUAAAAAUUAGGAAGCGGGAAGUUACAGCCAUGAAUGAUGAAGCAAGCUCCCCAAAGAUAAAGAGAACAUAUGGCAGAAAGAAGUAUCAUGACUUGCAGCCAGUCUUCAUAGGGCCUGCAGAAGAUUCAACAGGUGGAUCUUGCACUCCAGUAGUCCAAGCAAACUUAAUGAAUGGCUGUGAAAGGCAGCUCCUAGCUACAGGUCAGGCCACUCUGGUUGGAAUGGAGGAAAGAGUUGGCCCGAGUAUAGAGAUUAUGAGGGAGUCAGACUUUGACAUGAAGAAGAAACGAAAAAUGGAGGAAGUAGGCCAGGCCUCACUGAAAAAAUAUAUUGAGGAGGUGAAACAGACAGUGCCUGUGAUAGUUCCUGUAGCUCACUACACCCACAAGAGUCCAACUGGUAACAGUAACAGUGCUGUGACCCAGAAUGAGUUCUCCUAUAUGAAGAAAGAGGUGCCCUCUUUUCCUCCAGGAAGUCAGGAGGAGAGGUGGCAGCUGCUGGUUCUGUCUAAGGGCCGAAUCAAUUGCCCCAAAUGCAAAAGUGUAGGGCGGAAAACAGUGGAGGGCCUGAAGAAACACAUGGCAACCUGUACACUGCAUCCCUUUACAUGUCAACAAUGUGGGAAACAACUAAAGACCUCAACAGGCAUGAAGUACCACUUAAUGGCCGACCACAGUAAACUGCCCAUCCCAGAUGGGAAUGGACUAGAUGACCAGGAAGUGAAAGAGAAAUUAAGAAAAGUGCUGAAGAGGAUGGGAAAAUUAAAAUGCUCAAAAGAGGGCUGCACUGGCAGCUUUACCAGUAUAAUGGGUUAUGUGUACCACAUGAAAAAAUGUGGCAAGGAGGAGUCAGAGUUGGCCAAACUCUUAAUGAAGUGCAAGCACUGUGGAAAGGCGUAUCGCUCUCGAGCGGGCCUGGAGUACCACCUUAAGUCUGAGCAUGGCCCGGUGCCUCAGGAGGCUCGAGAUGAGGAGGUCAAGGUUCAGAGGAAGCCCAGUACAGAGCACGUGUCUGGCAGCAGGGUCAAGCGCAUGUCAGCUCAGGUGGCUAUCUUCCACCUGCAAGAGAUAGCCAGCCAGGAGCUGGUGAAGGAGUGGCCCAAGAGAAAGGUGCAGCAAGACCUGGUUCCCGAUGACAGGAAGCUGCGAUAUUCCCGUCCUGGUUUACCUGCAUUCAGCCAAGAAGUUUUGCGAAAAUGGAAGAAUGAGGUUAAACUACGAAGAAAGGUUCAGUGCCCCAACAAGGGUUGUGGUUGCUUCUAUACAAGUGUGUCAGGUCUGAAGGCUCACCUGGGGCUCUGCACCUUGGGGGACUUUCAAGCCGGGAAAUAUAAAUGUCUGAUAUGUAAGAAAGAGUUCAACUCAGAAAGUGGAGUGAAAUACCACAUCAACUCUGUUCAUUCCCAGGACUGGUUUGUGGCCACCUCCAAGGCAAAGACCUCCACCUCCAACAAGCAGCUCAAACCUAAGUUCAAAGACUCUAAUACCGGACUUUCAGUGCUGCCCACAUCACACCCAGCCCUUCGUUUUCCCCAGAGACCCUGCACAUGGCAGGACUUGCAAGACCCAACUUGUGAGGCCAUAUUAAGAGUAACAGCAGACCCAGAAACACCACAGCACAAGGGAAAGAAAGGAACACAGAGCAGGAAAGACAAGGCGACCAGACAGGGGAAGGACUGCUAUGAGUUCAGUGGCAGUGAUAGCCAUAGCAGUACUUGUGAAACUGGGAGCUCUAGCAGUGAGUCGGAGCCUGAGGAAGCAGAAGCCCCUAGACCUGAUGUUUGGACCCUGAACAGGCCUCUCACUCAGCGUGAGCGAGCUAGGAACAUCCUGUGACCUCUGAAGUUUACCAAAAUGAGUGUUCAAAAUUAGUAUUCUCUCUCUCUCUCUCUCUCUCUCUCUCUCUCUCUCUCUCUCUCUCUCUCUCUCUCUCUCUCUGUGUGUGUGUGUGUUUAUGUUUGUCUCUGUUUGUGUGUGUGUGUGUACUGAAGACUGGAUGUGGCCUAUAAGUACAGGCAGUGCCUGAUGUGUUAUUAGAAUAGGAUGAAUUCGGAGUGUUUUAGAAUAGGAUGAAUUAAGAAUGAAUUCACAUCUGAAAUAGGGUUGGUGGGCAAGACAUGUUGAAUAUUGUUAGGUUGGUUUUUUUUUGUAGGGUGGGGGGGGCACAUAUUUUAACAUACUGUUUUACAGUUUAUAUGGUCAAAAACUGAUUUACAGCUCAGUACUGAGCAGUCUUAUUACAUUACUGCCCCUAGGGAAAUGUGGUAUUAUAUUAAAAUAUUUGACUGUUUAUGUGCACUCCUUUCCAUAUUGUGAAUCCUACAACAUUGCAUGAAAUGCAUUCAGCCUGAACACAAGUGAUUGGAAAUUACAGCUGUUCUCACGACAGUUCACAGUACAGGAUCAUGUCUAUAAACACCUCAUAGGAUCUUGCUGUCGAAUUUAUAAAAUGAUUAUAUAUGAUAGCACCUUUGUGGUGGUCGGUGUGUGUGUGUGUCCACAUGCACUUGCGUAUCUAAUUUCUGUGUAAACAGAAUGGCCACACAUGCUGAAGGACAUCAUCUAAAAAAAUAUUUUGCAGAUUAGUUCACAAAAUAGUGUUUUUCUUACAGUAGAACAAGGAAUAUGGCAUAGGGUUUUUUGUGCAUAGAGUUUUUUGUAAAUUUGUCUCUUGAACUUCUCUAGUUCUAGGAUCGAUACAGAGCUUCAUGAUUUCCUGCUGUUGUGCAACCUUUUCUAUUUCAUGCCUUAUAUCAAUUGUUUUGUUGUCUUUGUAAGCUGUUGCAUGUAGUGUUGUCCUUGUAUAUGCAAUGUUUUAUGACCUUGUCAGAUGGCAAGGUUUGUUUCAGUGAAGUGUCCAUGCUGUCUUAGCUUUGAAAGGUGCUGAUACAGCAUAUGUAUGACUAGUUUGGUAUGUGCUUCUUUGAGAGCGCUAGUGAACAGAUGAAUGAGCAAUGGCUUUUUAUCAGAACACUUUUAAAGCUAUCAUUUCAUACUAUUAAGAUUUCCAUCCAUACAUAUGGCUUUAGUAUUUAAUUGAAUCUGUUUAAUAUGAUUCCAAAGGAAAUGUCACAUAUUUGUUAUGAUUUUUAAUAUUCCUUUUUAGUGUUAGACAUUAAAUUUCUGCAAAUGCCUUUUUGAAGGAUUUUAUUCCCAUAUUAAAAUUGUUCAAAUUAAUAGCAAUUACAAAAAACAGAAAUUAUCUGAAAUUAACUGCAGAUAACACAUAUGAUUCAUAACACUUUUGAAAAGUCAGUUCAAUCUUUUAGUCUUUUAUGACAGAGUGAAACAGCCUAUGUUGCAUGAAUGGACUCAUCACAAUGGUGGACAUUUUAUCAUCAGUGAUUAUCUUGAAGUCCCAUGAUCAAAUGUACUGCAAGUAAAAGGAACAUAAUAUAUUGAUCUGAUUUGAUAUGUUGCUACAUAAUGAAAAUAUUGUGGUAGCAGUACAUAUUAUGCUUUUUUUAAUCCUUGUUUACCAGGGUUUUUUGUCAAAUAAACUAUUCUAUAACUGUAA